This is a messenger RNA of Papaver somniferum (opium poppy), 1306 nucleotides long. Its product is annotated as probable plastid-lipid-associated protein 13, chloroplastic. The record is from RefSeq and is a predicted model, not a curated record. Bases 119 to 1063 code for a protein of 314 amino acids. The transcript is spliced from 7 exons. NCBI's taxonomy places the organism in Eukaryota, Viridiplantae, Streptophyta, Magnoliopsida, Ranunculales, Papaveraceae.
AAUCUUUUUCUGAAAUCUAAAACAACACAGAAACGAAAUCCACACACAUAUUUGAUUGAAUACUUCCAUCUCUAUAGACCUUGUAUUCCCCCUGAGUUCUCUUAGGAGUACUUUAUAUAUGGCUACAGUUUUAGACCUAAUUCCUUCUUAUGCAGGGUUUCGUAAUGUAUCAUCAACAUCUUGUUCAUUACUUCCUUUUAAUUCUUCUUUUACGUCUUCAUUCUCGUUUAUUCAAGUGCCGGGCAAUCGGAAGAAGGGUUUCUUUGGUAAUAGAAAAUUGAAAAAUGGUAGUUGCAGAGCUAUGGUUCAACAGACAUUUCAGGGAGCUUCCGGUAAUUACGCUAAAGAAAUGGAAAGGCUUUCUGCCAAGGAGUCUCUCCUUCUCGCGUUUAAAGAUUCUGGUGGAUUUGAUUCUCUAGUCACUGGAAAGAUAUCGGAUUUGCAGAGAAUUGAUGUGAAUGAGAGAAUCACUGGUCUUGAAAGGCUCAAUCCUACGCCUAGGCCUACAACGUCACCCUUUCUGGAAGGUCGAUGGAAUUUUGAGUGGCUUGGCGCUGGUACCUCUGGCUUGUUUGCUGCCAAGUUACUUUUCGAGAGAUUUCCGUCGUCUCUGGCGAAGCUAAUACAAAUGAAUGUGCUCAUCAAGGAUGGGUAUGCAAAGACAACCGGAAAUUUGAAGCUAUUGAACUCGGUAGAAAACAAAUUCGUCCUGCUUACUAAAAUGUCUGUUGAGGGGCCACUUCGAAUGAAAGAAGAAUAUGUUGAGGGGGUUCUUGAAAUGCCAACAGUUAGUGAAGAGGCAAUACCUGAUCAAAUAAAAGGUUCACUUGGCCAAGCAGUUACCACUAUGCAGCAACUUUCUGUUCCUAUAAAAGAUGUUUUGGCCAAUGGGCUGAAAGUUCCUCUGAGUGGGACUUUUCAGAGGCUGUUUAUGAUUUCUUAUCUGGAUGAAGAAAUACUUAUAAUUAGGGAUGCAAUGGGAGUACCAGAUGUUCUUACAAGGUUACCUUCCCCUCUUGAUCCCAAUGACAUCAUCGAACCCAUCGCAGAGUACGAGAGUUAACUGUACUAAUACUCAAAUAAUUUCUCCAUCAUACAAAGAAGAAGAAUUUCUUUUUGAUUUUUCUGUAUUACUUGUAAUCUUCUCCGCUAUCAAAUUAUACAAGAAAUACUCCUCAUAUGUAAAAUUCACCUCGAGCGGGAUUCAAAAUGAAUCCCCCGAUACAUUUGAGGUUGGCUUCUGGCUCUAUAACCCAAAUAUAACUAUACAAAAUAACACUAUUGACUGUGCUUUACAUUACCGCAA